UUUCAGUACGAAUUGUUUGUUGUAUUGAGAUCAAAGAUCCCCAAACCUGUACUUUCUCCUCCCCUUCUCUUUCUCAGGCAUGGGGUUUGAACCACCUCGCAGAUGCAUCUCCUUACCCUAGACCGAUCCCUCGCCGAAUUCACUCGAGCUCAUCCCACCAUUAUCGCAAGCGUGGCAGCGGCGAAGCCCACAAACACCAUGUACUUGGCCGAGAAGCCCCGCGGCGUCGAUUUCUACAACAACAGUGGCUUGCCGUCACCUCCGCAGCCGCAGCAGCAGAUGAUUUUGGGCGACAGCAGCGGCGACGAUCAUGAGGUCAAGGCGCCAAAGAAGCGCGCCGAGACGUGGAUCCAAGAGGAGACGAGGAGCCUCAUCGCCUUCCGUCGAGAGAUCGAUGGGUUCUUCAAUACCUCCAAGUCGAACAAACACCUGUGGGAGCAGAUCUCCGCUAAGAUGCGGGAGAAAGGCUUCGACAGGUCGCCGACUAUGUGCACGGAUAAGUGGAGAAACUUACUAAAGGAGUUCAAGAAGGCGAAGCACCAGUCCAAAGGAAGCGGUUCGGCCAAGAUGUCAUACUACAAGGAGUUGGAUGAAUUGCUCAAAGAGAGGAGCAAGAAAGCCAGCUUCAAGAGCUCUUCGGUGUCAAAGGUUGACACAUACCUUCAGUUUCCUGAUAAAGGUCUUGAAGAUGCAAACACUCCUUUUGGAUCUGUCGAAGGUGGUAGGUCACCACUCAACCUUGACAGAACACUAGAGCAUGACAGACAUCCACUUGCUAUAACGGCAGCUGAUGCUGUUGCUGCUAAUAGUGUUCCCCCAUGGAACUGGAGAGAUGCUUCUGUGAAUGAUAAUAGUGCCUCUUAUGUUGGAAGAGUCAUUUUAGUCAAAUGGGGUGAUUUCUCGAGAAAACUUGGCGUUGAUGGCACUGCAGACGCGAUCAAGGAAGCCAUCAAGUCUGCAUUUGGUUUAAGAACAAAAAGGGCUUUUUGGUUAGAGGAUGAAGACAAUGUGGUUCGUAGCUUUGACAGAGAAAUGCCUCUUGGUUCCUAUACUCUGCAUCUUGACGAGGGUGUAACUAUAAAAGUUUGUAUUUACGAUGACACUGGUCCAGUUCGUACUGAAGAAAAAACACUGUACACUGAGGAUGAUUUCCAUGAUUUCCUUUCUCACCGCGGUUGGAUGGGCCUCAGGGAGUUGAGCAGCUUUAAAAAUGUGGAUUCUCUCAAUGAACUUCAUCCGGGUGCGAUGUAUCAGGGAGUUAGAUUGCUUAGUGAUUAAUUAGAUGUAAUGUUCUUGCGAAGUGUGGGAGUCAUGCUUUGUGCGUCUAUAGUUUAAGUGAGUCAUGCUGCAUGUGCUUGUUUUAGAGAUCCUUGUGCAGUAGCAGGGCAAGUUGUGGCGAUGGUAUAGCUCUAUGAAACCUGUAGAUAUAAACAAGAGAAAUUGAUAGGAACAUUUUAGUACUAUUUUAUGCUACAAAGUGGCUAGUUGGAACUAA
Zingiber officinale is the source of this 1495-nucleotide messenger RNA. RefSeq names its product trihelix transcription factor GT-1-like. NCBI's taxonomy places the organism in Eukaryota, Viridiplantae, Streptophyta, Magnoliopsida, Zingiberales, Zingiberaceae. The transcript has 5 exons. The coding region runs from base 103 to 1278 and encodes 391 amino acids. The record is from RefSeq and is a predicted model, not a curated record.